Messenger RNA from Thalassophryne amazonica, 3400 nucleotides. RefSeq names its product GTPase IMAP family member 8-like. Gene Ontology annotation, molecular function: GTP binding. NCBI's taxonomy places the organism in Eukaryota, Metazoa, Chordata, Actinopteri, Batrachoidiformes, Batrachoididae. The transcript is spliced from 5 exons. The coding region runs from base 50 to 1390 and encodes 446 amino acids. The record is from RefSeq and is a predicted model, not a curated record.
CUUCAGAUGAUCCAGAUUCUUUGGUGAAACCUGAACACUGUCUGACGCUAUGGCUCAACGAAAAUCUCAAUAUUUCUCAAAGAAUCUAAUCAUUGUUCUGUUAGGAAAAAAUGCCCAUUUCAAGAAUUUCAUUGGAAAUAUCAUCCUAGAUAAUGAAGCUUUUUGCACAGUGUCAAAUGACUGUUCCAUGGAGAUGAACAAAGCAUUCAAAAUCAUCAAUACUCCAGACAUUUUUGAUGAAGAAUGUCCUCAUCCAGACCAGCAGAUUAUUGACUGCAUGGCUCUAUCUCAUCCCGGCCCAAAUCUCUUCAUACUGGUCAUGGGUUCAGAAAACACUCAAGAGAACGAAGUGGCAGAAGACAUCAAUAAACUGAAGAGAAUCUUUGGAGAUACCAUCACAACCAAGUUGGUGGUCAUAUUUGAAGACAUGCAAAGCCUCCAAAGAGCUGAACAUUUGCAAGAAGAGGUUAACAUGACGGUCCCCGAUGAUAACCUGAUUAGGAAAUGUUCGCAGUGGUGUUCCACCUCCAGGCCUUACAACUACACCUACAACAAGUACAGUGAAGAAGUUGUGACUUCAAGGAAGCACUUUCUAAGCAAGAGCAGGUGUGAAUCUCCUCCCUAUAACAACUGCACAGCAGUGGCUUUGUGCCAAUAUCCAUCCAUCCAACAGCAGAAUGUCACCAAACCUGCAGAAACGGUGGCAAACGCACCCAAAAACUCCAACGAUGAGGUCGUGCCCCAGCCUUCUACAGUCGGCAGCAACCACACCACAUACCGUGCAUUUACCAUCACGCUGCUGGGACAGUCUGGGACCGGAAAGAGCGCAUCUGCAAACACCAUCCUGAUGGCAGCAAAAUCUCCUCCCACAGCUUUUACUUCAGUGCCAAGCUCGAUGCCCGUCACCAAAGAGUGUGAGAUAAGAGUUAUGAAGAAGCUGUUUGGGUCACAGGUCCGAGUAAUCGACACGCCAGACUUCUUUCACGACAAACUCAAUGUUCCGCAACAAGAGAUCGAGCGACUGAAAGCAUAUUGCUGUCAGAGCGCGUGUGUCUAUUUAGUGGUUCUGCAGCUCGGCCGCUACACGGAAGAUGAGAGGUACAUGGUGCAACGCCUGGAACAAAAACUGGGCUGGAUGAUCCGAGACAAAGCCAUUGUCCUUUUGACACAUGGAGAGGACCUGAAAGGCCAGAGUGUGGAGGAAUACAUCAACCAACAAUCUAACCUGUGUCAGAUGGUCAGGCUGUGCGGAAAUCGCUGCCACGUGUUCAACAACAAGGCCAAAGACAAGAAACAAGUCAUGGAGCUUGUCAAGAAAAUUCCUUAUUAUCCUGAUAUUUUCCCAAAGAUUAAAGACAAAGAUUUCAGCCAAGAAUGUUGCAUAUGUUAAAGUGGCUGCCCAAGAGUUCCAACCAGAGGGGUCUAAUCCCAGCUUCAGUGAGUUAAAGUCCAACCACAUAUUUGUUCCAUCCACCUGCUUAAUCAUCUGAUUCCCAGUUAAUUCAACUAGUUGAGCUAAUCAGUGAAAUCACCUGUUGUAGGCGCACAGGUAGAAACAACACACGGUAGGACUUUUACAUCUGGUUACACCUGACGGCGUGCAAAUGACAAAUCUGCAAAUUCUAUUUAUGCUUCCACCAUAGUCAUGUGGCGAGUUUUUCUGUACAUGAUCCAGCAUGCAGGUGUCUCAGUGUUGAGAAUUGGUGAAGCGCAAGGACACACCCAUGUUUCACCUCUGGCUAAGGACACGCUUCACCUCAGAGCGUCAGUCAGCAUGGGAGGUGACUGACAACCUUCUCUGGAUCCACAGACUGGUAUGAGCUGGGUUCAGGAAAUGUUCAGCAGUCCUUCUGAGAACAACUUGCUUUUCACAACCUUUCAGGCUAGCAACAAAAAUAACCAACCUCUCUGUGGCUUUUCUAAGCUCCUCCCACACCAACCACCUCAGUUGCAGCCCAUCUGGUCUCUGGAUACCUACCUCCUGCAUCAGGAGUCCACCCAGACUUCCCAAGUCGAGAAAGCUUCCUUUUUCAACCACAUUGAAACAUGAGAUAGGUAGAACUUUGAUCUCUAACAUUCUGGCCAUAUGACAUCACAAACAUCUAUAGAUGGGUGGUAUUUGUGUUCUAAAAAAAUCUGUAGAAAGCAAGUGGUGUUUUUACGCUUUGGCAGAGGGUUAGUCUCUUCAUGGAGCUGAGACUACAAGAUUAAAGGUUAAUGGGAUUGUGUUGUUGUUGUUCUUCUUUAUCUUCGUACUGAUAUCGUGUGAUAGAACAUCAAAGUUGCAUGUUCAUUAAAAUCACUUUGUACAAGUCUGAUCAAACCAGGAUGGAAAGGUCUUUUUUUUCUUUGGUUGAACUUGCAAAGAGAACAUGGCCAAACUCGGUCACAGGAAAGAUACUCACUGACUCAUCUUCAACCGCUUACUACAAUUUAAGGUCUACAAUAAAGGGCUGGAGCCUAUCCCAGCAGUCAUAGGAUGUACAGAAAAGAUUUGGAAGUUUCCUUAUUGUGAUCAGUUUAUUUUCUUAUGUCCAACCCUUGAAGAAAUAAAAUGGCUAAAGUUAAACAAUGAAAUGCCGCCACAGGGCACGCGACUGAUUAAAAACAUUAAACCCGCUCUCCCGUUCACGUCGGAACCUGAAAGUUACUGAUUUUGUUGGACAGCCUGGAUUUUUGUUGUCAUGAUGACAGAUGUGGACCGUUUUUGACAAUCUGAAAUCACUGUCAGUUUUCUUCAGCACAGUGCAGCAGAUAACAGAAUAUUUACAGAGGAGUCUUUCAAAUGGUGAAACAAGCACUGAAUUCGGCACAAAUAUUUCUUACUCUUUUCCAAAAAACCGACUGGCCACUUGGAUUUUCAAUAGGCGGGCAGGUAGUGGUUGAAUUGAAGAAUUACACAGGGGUCAAACUUUAAAAAAGCUCCAGUCACAUUGAAAACUGUACCACAUUAUUUGUUUCAUCAUAAAGAUUCCAAAAAGGUGUAGUUUGGACUAUGACUAAAUUCUAUCUGCUCCACUAGCAGGAGGCCGCACUGAUGUGCUAGGAGACAGCACACCGCCACCCAGAGUCUGCUGGAGAAACUGCAGAUGUUCCAAAUCAACGAGUUGGGGAUAAAUUCAAACUGCUUCGAUUUCAGCUUCAUAUGAGACACAAAACAAAAGUUGAAGCAAAUGAUAAUUUUCAUACUUCUAAUCAUCAAAAUCAUUAACACGUCAUGUAGAUAAAAUUCAUAAUGUGUUUCAAUUGAUCAGUUGUUCAGUGUUUCAAUGUGUUUCAGUUGUUCUCAUAUAAAGGUUACAGUUUGGUUUGUUUGUUUAAUUGAUUGAUUGCUGUAUAGCUGUAAAUUGUCUGCACUGUUUUUCCUAAUUCUUGGUAAGAAUAAAUGACUGUCUUUUCA